AUGCCCUGUCCCAACGAUCAGCUCUGUACCUCGGUCAAUGCCCCGCAGUGGUCCUGUGCAAGGGAGCCAUGUCAUCACGUCCCGUUUGGCGUCUGCCUACCGAUCACAAUAGUUGAGUACUCUGGCGAGGAGAAGAGGCGAUUCUGUGAACAGGCGCACUACACGGAUGAGAGUAAUUCGAUGUGUUUGCGCUUCUACGCUGUGUUGGACAAUAAUCUCAUACCACCGGGCACCUUCGCCGCACAAAUAUGCUUCAACAUGUUGAUGGUGUUCAUCGGCAACAAUAUAAAUGGUCUGAACCUGUUCUGUGACGUCAUCAGUCGCAACCUGUCAUACACUACCCUUAUUGUGGACAUGGUGCCCCUCGGCGACGAUCUAUCCCUGACCUCAAUGCAGAAUCACUUGAUCAAUAGCUUGUUGAACCGGGCGACACCAUUUCUGCUACUGCAAGCAGUCACCAGUAUCCGAAAAACCCCGCUCUAUUUGUCGAAUACCGUCGAUGCGACCAUCUCCGCUCCAAGUGUAGAGCAUAAAGACAGAUCGGACAACGGGGCCAAAAACAGACCUACCCAAGAAUUUCUGUCCAUCGCCUUGCCUUUAGUAUUUGGCUGCAUGUUGGCCGUUACCGUGUUGACGAUUAUCAUUCUUCGACAAAUGAGGCGGUAUUGGUCGUUAAUCAAUCAGCCGUCGUUGUUUGAAAGUUGCACAUGCGAUAAAAUGCGCGAAAGGGAUCAAAACGGCGUCAGCAACUUUUCCAGCUCAACAACAUAUUACGACGAAUCCAACUGGUCUCUGGAUUCCAGCAUGGAUGGUGGACGCAAUAUGCCAAAGCCAAAUGAGCAAAACUUGUCCGCCCUCAACCGAGAAUCAUCUGGAAACUUCACAUCAUCCUCCAAAGCAGCCCGAUACCAACAAAAGUUUUCGCUGUCUUCCAGUAACUUAUUCGUGAAAGACCAACAAAACAGCAAUAAAGAAAACACUAUCAGCAACAACAACAGGGGCUACCACCCGAAGAUGCCUUUCGUGACGUUCUGCGAGAAGAAUGCACAACAGCCUAAACGGACCAUCAUUGAACUGGAAGUAAACGUGUAG
Messenger RNA from Soboliphyme baturini, 1092 nucleotides. The record is from the annotation of a GenBank genome assembly. Lineage: Eukaryota; Metazoa; Nematoda; Enoplea; Dioctophymatida; Soboliphymatidae.